AUGAAAUCAUCCAGAUCGACACCACAAAACACAUCGUCCUUACGGUCAGGGCAGGCCCCUGACCAACAUUCAACGAGACUGGCCCUGCAGUCAUGUCUUAAGCACCUCGACAGGUUAGAGUAUCGCGUGCACGAGGAAAUCCAAGGGGUCCGUAGCCUCUUUAGGGAACUCCUUGACAACUGCCAGUCAGAUGCCACAACGGAGAAUUCAGGCGAAUGCAAUAGCACCGUCGACUCCAAAGCUGGAUUUGAUGGCCUCAAUACAAUUCACUGCCUCGUGCCACAGCCUGCACCCCAUGGAACAUCAUUCAGAGUCACUGGAUUGCUGUCAGAAGGUACAGGUUCUCCCCAAGGUUUAUUGCCCUACAACGCCCGCAGUUCUGCCAACUAUGUAGCUCACCUCCAGCACAGCAUGUACUCGGAAGCCUUUUCGGCAUCCUGCGACCCGCGUGUCACGGAAUUGCCAUCAGAUCAUCUUUUCCCUAAACGCUUACAAUGUGUCCCCAGACCUAUCGCUGCGUGGGACGUUCGAUUCUGGCUAUGGGACCGCUGCGGAACCCUUCCAGGGCAUCUAUUUGGAGGAACAUGUCCUGUCAAAUUCUUCAGCCAGACUCAGACCCGAAAUGCAACUGCUAGCCAAGCAAAGGACAAAGUAAAAUGUACCUGGAACGGGUGCUCGGCACUCGUCAACAAGGAUAACCUCACUCGUCACGUCGGGGAGUACACCACGGCACAAACCAUUACUGCCACCAAUGCAAAUUGUUUUUUCUUGACUGACCAGGACCCCGUCGCCCUGGUUUUUCUGCCAUUGUUAGAUAACAAGGGUCACCUGCCUUCGUUCUUGCCACCACAGCCUAAUAAGCUCGGGCCAAAACUCAUCGCUAUGACAGACGAAAUGAUGUGGGAGUUCAAAACGUUUAAGUGCGGACUCCUCGUCUCUGAGCAAAACUCUCGAAAUCGUCUCCGCGAAGUGGUUGCAUCCGGAGUCGGAGACUCGCUCCCAGCCCAGGGGGGCAACACCAAUGAAGAAUAAGAAGGCGAUAAACAAGGGCAAUCAGAGAUACUUGAUUACCAUUGUCCUGAGAAAAAAGAGCAAUAAAUAUUGAGACCCGUAGGUCUACCACUCCGGGAAAGCGUGUCAUCCUUGUGCAGGGGCCAUGCUAAUCUUCUCUGUAUCGUUCCAAUUUUUCGUAUGUCACCCCGAAGGGGACAA
Messenger RNA from Suillus discolor, 1212 nucleotides. RefSeq lists its product as uncharacterized. Bases 1 to 1032 code for a protein of 343 amino acids. Lineage: Eukaryota; Fungi; Basidiomycota; Agaricomycetes; Boletales; Suillaceae. The record is from RefSeq and is a predicted model, not a curated record. The transcript has 6 exons.